CUAACUAUUCUCUCUCAAUUCUCAAUAAACUUCCUCACUCUUUCAUUUUUCUCCUAUCUUUCUCCUUAUCUCUCCCUCUCUAAGAAAAGUAAAGUGGAAGAUUCCUACAAGGUAUGGUCAACAAAACCAGAGGGAUACUCUGCAAAUCACCAAGAGAAAUCUUCAUGGAUGAAACUCUUGAGAAGUUGCAGGCUAGCAUGGGAAGCUUCAUGAUAAGAAGAAAGAAGCCUUGUUGACUUGUGAUUUGGUGCUAUCCUACCUGAGCUUAAAUUAUUCUUCUUCGCGUGUCUUCCAUCACAUCUCUUCUUGACCUUGUAAGACCUGCUCUUGAUCUUGUAAGGCCAAAAGCUAAAUUUGCUACUCUUGAUAUGUACAUAUUCAAGGACUCUUCUUGUGUUCUUUCCCUUUGAGAGUCAAGCAAUUAGCAUCAGCUGUUCCCACCCAACUCACCAUCUCCUUCUCUGUCUAUCCCUCCUGAGCUUUGUUCUCAAUAAACCCCAAUUUCGCUGUAUGAAAAGUCCCCAUCAUGUAAUUCAAAAGCAAUAAAUGAGUUUUAACAUU
Rubroshorea leprosula is the source of this 561-nucleotide messenger RNA. NCBI's taxonomy places the organism in Eukaryota, Viridiplantae, Streptophyta, Magnoliopsida, Malvales, Dipterocarpaceae. The record is from the annotation of a GenBank genome assembly.